Messenger RNA from Microsporum canis CBS 113480, 1563 nucleotides. RefSeq names its product M-phase inducer phosphatase. Gene Ontology annotation, cellular component: nucleus; cytoplasm. Gene Ontology annotation, molecular function: protein tyrosine phosphatase activity. Gene Ontology annotation, biological process: positive regulation of G2/M transition of mitotic cell cycle; G2/M transition of mitotic cell cycle; protein dephosphorylation. Lineage: Eukaryota; Fungi; Ascomycota; Eurotiomycetes; Onygenales; Arthrodermataceae. The coding region runs from base 1 to 1563 and encodes 520 amino acids. The record is from RefSeq and is a predicted model, not a curated record. The transcript has 5 exons.
AUGCAUCCUCCCUCCGUCCACUUUGGACACUGCUUUCGAGCAGAGCCUGCCAGCUCCUUCACCCAGUUCCCUGCCGUGGGGAACUUUGGUCCAGAUAGCUUCAACUUUAGGGACCUGUCCAUGAAGAGGGCCAGGACGGACUACUUCAAUGUCAAGUCCACCCGGCCCUCGCCCACCGUCAGUCUCGCCGCUGACCUCUCCCAGAACUUCCACAUCGAUCAAAGUCCUCAAUUAGUCACGCCUCGCAGGUCGCUGUUUUCAGCUAAUCUGUUUUGCUCAGAUAAUGAAACAAUAACAACCCCACCUAUACCAUCUUCUCCUGCCCCGAGUGAUAUCAUGGAGAUGUCUCCCUUACCGCACAAGGCGCCCUUCAGCAUGGCCUUGGACCUAGAGUCUCCCACGAUGGAGCUGUCUAUGGCAAAGUCCCACCAGAACCUGUUUCUGCCAGACACUUUGCAACAGUCGCCAAUAGCGCCUAGCCGGUCCUCCACGCCAUCUGAUGCGUCAAGGACGCCCCUUGCGCAGCCGCCCCAGUUCAAGUUCCUCGCUGGUGGCAGCAAGCUCUCCACCUCCUCCUCGAUCUCGCUGGCUGAGAUUUUUGAAGAUGGUCCCGACACCCCCUCUGCACGAGACAGUACCGCUGCCGGUCGCCCCCCUGGGCCUUCACGGUCACGGCCGGCCAGGACGCUAGGCCAGGUCCCGGAGAACGGCUCCCCCAACUACGGCCCCAUCCGAAGAGGCUCCAACCCAUUCUCCCGCCCACGCAAGCUCAGCAGACGCUCCCUCAGCAUGUUCGAGCACCCAGAAGACGUGCUCAAGGAUGACAACGAUGACUCGACCAUGCACGCCAGCACUGCUCUCCAGUCUAUCACUGACAUGGAAUCUUCGGCUCCCACCUUGCAUCUACCUCAUUUCAUCCCGGAGGACCAGCCGGAUUGUCUGCCUCGGAUCGAGAAUAGCGUCCUGGUCGACAUCGUCAAUGGGAAAUACAACGAUCAGUAUGACGAAAUUAUUAUCAUAGAUUGCAGAUUUGAAUACGAAUAUGAGGGUGGCCACAUCAACGGAGCUGUCAACUACAACGACAAGGAGCAACUCGCGGACAAGCUCUUCGCCGAAGGUGGAACGAAACCAAACAGUGCGCUCAUCUUUCACUGCGAAUACUCUGCUCACCGCGCUCCUAUUAUGGCCAAAUUCAUCCGACAUCGAGAUCGAGCAGUCAAUAUUGACCAAUACCCCAAACUCACAUUCCCCGAAAUGUACAUCCUCCACGGCGGAUACAGCGGCUUCUUUGCUGAGCACAGCUCCCUCUGCUACCCCCAAAACUACGUCGAGAUGGCUUCCAAGGAACACGAGUUUGCCUGCGAGCGUGGCCUGGGCAAAGUGAAGCAACGGUCGAAGCUUUCCAGAGCUCAGACGUUUGCCUUUGGCCAACAUAACUCCAUGGAGGAUAGUCCAACAGGUCGAUGCCGUGGAGCCAGUGAUCGCAACAUUACUCUCGACAGCCCAUUGGGACGUGCUUUUUCACCCAGCCGUCUGCCAGAACGUCGCAUGUUCUCCUACUAA